This is a messenger RNA of Cryptotermes secundus, 5748 nucleotides long. RefSeq names its product fatty acid synthase. Gene Ontology annotation, molecular function: fatty acid synthase activity; oxidoreductase activity; phosphopantetheine binding. The record is from RefSeq and is a predicted model, not a curated record. Gene Ontology annotation, biological process: fatty acid biosynthetic process. NCBI's taxonomy places the organism in Eukaryota, Metazoa, Arthropoda, Insecta, Blattodea, Kalotermitidae.
UGAUGCAGAAUUCGUGCGCCUGAUGCAUGAUCUCCAGUCAACAGAAAUUGUUGGCCACAAGUACCGUGGGUACACACUUCUCACACAGGAUGGCAGUAACCUGAGGAGUAUUAAAUUCUACCCUGGAAGCAAGCAGCCUGUCUGGUUUGUGUUCACUGGUAUAGGCUCACAGUGGCCAGGUAUGGGGAAAUCCCUCCUCACACUGCCAGUUUUCGCAGCUGCCAUCAACAAGUGUCAGGAAGCUCUGAAGCCACAUGGUGUAGAUGUCAUCAAUAUCAUAACAUCUGAUGAUUCCAGACGCUUCAGUAACAUCCUAAAUUGCUUUGUGGGCAUUGCAGCUUUCCAGGUUGGGCUAGUGGACAUCAUGAGGGCAGUGGGAAUUGAGCCAGAUGGCUUUGUGGGCCUCUCGCUGGGAGAGCUGGGCUGCAGUUACAUGGACCACUGCUUCUCAGCUGAGCAGAUGAUGUUGGUAGCAUACUACUGUGGCCGUGCAAUCCUAGAAACAGAGCUCAUCAGGGGUUCAAUGGCUGUAGUCUGUCUUGGGGCUCAGGAAGCCAGGAAGCUGUGCCCACCUGACAUUGAGGUGGCAUGCCACAAUGGCCCUAAAUUUUGCACACUCUCAGGUCCAGCUGAGCCUAUGAAGAAGUUUCUGAAAAUUCUACAGGAAGAUGGCAUAUUUGCUGAGAUGAUGGACUGUGGCAACAUUGCUCAUCACAGCAAGCACAUGUCUCCAGUUGGGCCUCUCCUUCUCAAGUACCUGAAGGAGUUUAUCCCACAUGCAAAGCCCCGGUCUCCUCACUGGGUGAGCUCUUCAGUUCCACAGAGUGAAUGGAACAGUCCAACAGUAACACAUUCAUCAGCUGAGUACAUCACCAACAACCUGCUUAAUCCUGUGCUUUUUGAGGAGGCAUCACGACAUAUCCCGCAUAAUGCCAUCACUAUUGAGAUUGCUCCACAUGGGCUACUGCACCCCAUCCUGGAGCGUUCCCUCAACAAGGGCAUUACCAACAUUGCCCUUACACAACGAGGUUACCCAGACUCCACUGAGUGGCUUCUCACUGCUCUGGGCAAAUUGUACGAGCUGGGUUUGCAGCCACAGCUGGCAAACUUGUAUCCCCCAGUUCAGUAUCCUGUAAGCAGGGGGACUCCAAUGAUUUCACCACUGGUCCGCUGGGAGCACUCAGAGGACUGGUACGUCAUGCACUGCACGACAGAGCCCAAAUUCAGAUCUGGUGAGCAAUCUGUGUCCAUCAGCUUGCAGGAUGAAUCAACGGAAUACUUGUCAGGACAUAUUGUUGAUGGCAGAAAUCUGUUUCCUGCCACAGGCUACCUUGAACUUGUGUGGAAGUCAGUUGGGCUGAUGACUGGACAAAAUUAUACCGAAGUACCAAUUGUGUUUGAGGAUGUACGGUUCCACAGGGCUACUAGCAUACCCAAGCAAGGAAACCUACACUUCACUGUUAUGAUCCAGAAAGUGAGUGGGAAGUUUGAAGUAACAGAGAGUAAUGCACCAGUUUUGAGUGGUUCAGUGCGGGUGCCCACAAACAUCUCCCAUGAAAUGGUGGCAUUGGAGCCCCCCAGGCCAAUUGUUAAUGAAGACCUGCUUGAACUUUCAUCAGAAGAUAUCUAUAAGUAUUUUCGUCUGUGUGGAUAUGAAUAUGAAGGGCUUUUCCGUGGCCUUGUUUGUGCAGACAACCAUGGUCAUACAGGAAAGGUCUGCUGGAAAGACAACUGGAUUGCAUUCCUUGACAGUGUGUUGCAAAUGAAAAUCUUUGGAAAAGAUUCACGAGAUCUCUCACUUCCAACUUCACUCCAGAAACUCACCAUAGACCCUAAGCAGCAUGCUGCUGAAGUCCAGAAACUUAGCAGUAAGAACAGUGAAGUUGUGGUCCCAGUGCUUGUCUACAAGGAGCUGAACAUCAUCCAGUCAGCAGGUGUGGAAUUUCGAGGGCUGAAAGCAAGUGAAAUAUCUCGGCACAAGCCCCUGAGGAAACCUGUGCUAGAGAAAUAUGUGUUGACACAGAAUGUAGAGCCUGAACACCUGGACUUACACACCGCAUUGCGGGUGUGCGUGCAUAUCACUUUGGAGAACCAGCCGGUCCCCCAGAUGAAAGUGGUGGAGCUGCACACCCAAGGCUCCACACCUCUUGCACCUACUGUGGCCCUCAUCCUUGCAGACAGGCCGCUUUCAAAGGGAGACAUAACAGUCCUGGCAAAGGCAGGUGACCUGUCAGGGACAGACCUGGACAUGACAGGGAUCAAGGUUGAAGAACAUGAACUGUGGGAAGAGCAGAAUUGCACACUGGUUAUUGCAUCAAACAUCCUGCUUCAUAGAGAACUGCUGCAGACUGCGGUGAAUGCCCUGGCUGAUGGGGCCUGCCUCCUGGCUCGUGAGAAAGUUGACACAGAGAGUGUGGUCAGCAAUGGCUUCAGACUCGAAACUGUGUUUGAGAAGACUCUGAAGGAUGAGAAGCUGCUGUUGCUCAGGAAGAUCCGGACGUGUUUCUUUAUUCUUGACACAUCAGCACCCCCGUUUGAUGUGAAUUUGGUGCUGUACAGCCAGCAGCUGAGCAAAGAUCUUGUCAUGAAUGUAUACAGUGGUGGAAAGUGGGGGUCAUACCGACACCUCCCUCUAGACAGCUGUGCCACUGUCACUACACCACAUGCAUGGCUCAACAUCAUGACCCCAGGAAAUCUGUCCAGCUUCAAAUGGUUGGAGGGAAAUCUGGACCCUGAAAGGGUACAAGCAAAACCGGAUGAGAAAUUGGUUCAAAUUUAUUACUCUGCCCUUAAUUUCCGAAAUGUGCUGUUGGCAACUGGGAAUGUUGCAGUAAAUGUCUCUGUAGAGGAUCACCUCAUCCAGAACAAUGUUCAAGGGCUGGAAUUCUCUGGACGUGAUCACAGGGGACGGCGUGUCAUGGGAAUAGUAUAUGGUCUGGCCCUAGCCUCUGUGCUGCAGGCAGACAAAGCGAUGCUGUGGGAUGUACCUGAUCACUGGACACUUGAGGAUGCAGCAACUGUGCCUAUGGUCUAUGUAACAGCUUACUAUGUACUGGUGGUGGUUGGAGGCAUGAAGAGGGGUGAGUCAGUGCUUAUCCACUCAGGCACUGGGGGUGUUGGUCAGGCAGCUAUCAACAUUUGUCUUCAUACAGGAUGCACAGUGUACACCACUGUUGGGACUAAGGAGAAACGGGAAUUCAUCAAAAAGCAAUACCCACAGUUAACUGACCACAACAUUGGCAACUCUCGAGACACGUCAUUCGAGCAGCUCAUUUUAACAGAGACAAAUGGCAGAGGAGUGGACCUUGUCCUCAACUCCCUUUCUGAAGAGAAGCUGCAGGCUUCUGUGCGCUGUCUUGCCCAUCGAGGACGAUUCCUGGAGAUUGGCAAAUCUGACCUUGCCAACAACAGCCUUCUUGGCAUGGAGGUGUUCCUGAAGGGGACGAGCUUCUAUGGUGUAAUGUUAAACAAAGUGGUCUCUAAAUCCCCUGAGUAUGAGAAGAUUGUGCGUAAUAUGUUGACUGAAGGCAUCUCUGCAGGUGUUGUGCAACCCCUACACAGGACUGUGUUUCCUGACACCGAGGUGGAACAGGCUUUCAGGUACAUGACAACCGGGAAACAUAUAGGCAAAGUGCUGGUGCAGAUUCGACUGGAGGAAGACAGUAAAGUGGUUAUGCCUGUACCGCGGCUGAUGCAGGCUUACCCAUGGUACUUCUGCAACCCCAGCUACAGUUACAUAAUUGCAGGUGGCUUGGGAGGUUUUGGUCUGGAGCUUGCUGACUGGCUUGUGUUACGAGGUGCUCGUAAACUGGUGCUGUCAUCUCACAGUGGUUUAAAAACUGGCUACCAGAGUUUCCGUUUGAGAACAUGGCGCAGCUGUGGUGCCACAGUUGUCAUAUCUUUGGCUGACAUAACCACAAAGAGUGGUGUAAGAGCUCUGUUAUCAGAAGCAAACAGACUGGGCCAGGUGGAUGCCAUAUUCAACCUGGCUAUGGUGCUGCGAGAUGCAGUCCUGGAGAACCAAACUGAAGCGGACUUUGUCACUUCUGCAGGACCCAAGGCAGUGGCAGCACAUCACUUAGAUGAGUUAUCUCGCCAAAUGUGCCCAUAUCUGCGCCAUUUUGUAAUGUUUUCCAGUGCAGCAUGUGGACAUGGUAAUGCAGGACAAACCAACUAUGGCAUGAACAACUCCAUCAUGGAGCGCAUCUGUGAGGCCCGUGUCAGAGAUGGGUUGCCAGGCCUUGCUGUGCAGUGGGGUGCAGUGGGGGAUGUGGGACUGGUGGCAGAGAUGCAGGAGGAACAGAAAGACAUAGUGAUAGGAGGCACCUUACCACAGAGAAUUGUAUCAUGUCUUGAGGUGCUUGAAGGAUUCAUGAGGCAGUCGUGCCCUGUAGUGUCAAGCAUGGUUGUGGCGGAUAAAGAUGCAAGAAGUGAUGGAUGUGCAACUGUAGUGGACUGUGUCAGCCGUAUUAUGGGUAUUCAUAACCUGAAGACCAUUAGUCCAGAUUCCACAUUGUCAGAGCUGGGCAUGGACUCUUUGACCAAUGUGGAAGUUAAGCAGUCCCUUGAACGAGAAUUUGGAGUGUUUCUCACGCCAAAAGAGAUCCGCAGCUUGACAUUUGCACGCCUCAGUGAGAUGGCUGAAAAGGGGAAGGAAGAACUGGUAUCAGAAGCUCCGUCUGUUGAUGAUGAUGGACCUAGUGAGGGGCUGCAGUUGUUGCUGAGUGUGAUAGGGGAUGAGGCAUCUUCAGCACAGCCUGUUGUGCACCUGCCAUCAGCAGCUGGAGGUUGGGCAGAUGUAGAAGAUGAGAUGAAGAAAGGACCAGUACUGUUCAUGUUGCCUGGAGUGGAAGGUGCAGCAUGUGCCCUUGAGCCUCUGGCCAAGAACCUCAAGUACCAGACAGUGUGCCUACAGCUGAACUACAGAGACUUUGGACAGACAAUUCGAGACAUGAUUCAGGCCCUGCUGCCACACAUACACAGCAGGCUAGCACCAGGGGCACCAUUCAGUUUACUGGGUUACUCAUUUGGAGGGUUGCUGGCACUGGAACUGGCCCUGGAACUAGAGGCAGAGGGGCGGGAGGGACAGCUGUACCUAGUGGAUAGUGCUCCAGAAUUCUCGAAGUUACUAGUCAAACAUGUGGUGGGUAGCGAUGAGAAGAAGUUCGAGACCAGUGUCANUCUCUUAUGCAGAAUGUUCAGUGUCAUUGCACCACAUGAAGCUACAGCAGCAGCUGUCAGUAAGUUGACUCAGGAGAUUACGCCUAUGAAGACCUGGGACGAGAAGGCAGAUCAUGUGUUCACUUCACUUCCUGUGUUAAAAGAGAGAGCUCAGCACUAUAUAGCUGUUGCUAAGAUGAUCAUGUAUCGCUUAAAGGCUGCUGCAGUCUAUGAGUGGAACCCCAGUAAGAGAAUCAAGUCUCAUACUAUUCUUCUGAGGCCUACUUCAGCAGCAUUUGAAGCAGAGGAAGAUUAUGGACUCUCAAAGCUGUGUGAGAAAGCGGAGGUACAUUUCGUGCCUGGAAACCAUGUGACAAUGCUGGAUAAGAAGGAAACUGCUGCUGUCAUCAACAGGCAGUUGGUAAUACCUGAGGCAUUACAGCAUCAGUGACCAACGUUUACUGUCCAAAUAAUUUUCUUUGGUCACAAAGAAACAACUUCAGUUGUUUUAUUUCAUAUCUAAAACAGUUACAGCAUGAUUAGGACAAUGUAUGUUAGGUCAUAAACAUGUUUUUAUAAUAUUAUGUA